AUGUCUCAAAAAGCUUGUUACGUUUGCGGUAAGAUUGGCCAUUUGGCAGAAGACUGUGAUUCUGAAAGACUAUGUUACAACUGUAACAAACCCGGUCACGUUCAAACGGAUUGUACCAUGCCAAGAACAGUUGAAUUCAAGCAAUGUUACAAUUGUGGUGAAACCGGUCACGUUAGAAGUGAAUGUACUGUGCAACGUUGUUUCAACUGUAACCAAACCGGCCACAUCUCCAGAGAAUGCCCUGAACCAAAGAAGACCAGCAGAUUCUCCAAAGUUUCAUGUUAUAAAUGUGGUGGUCCAAACCAUAUGGCUAAGGACUGUAUGAAAGAGGACGGAAUUAGUGGAUUGAAAUGUUACACUUGUGGUCAAGCUGGCCACAUGUCCAGGGACUGUCAAAAUGACAGGCUUUGUUACAACUGUAACGAAACUGGCCAUAUUUCCAAGGAUUGUCCAAAGGCUUAG
This is a messenger RNA of Saccharomyces cerevisiae S288C, 462 nucleotides long. RefSeq names its product mRNA-binding translational activator GIS2 (gene GIS2). NCBI's taxonomy places the organism in Eukaryota, Fungi, Ascomycota, Saccharomycetes, Saccharomycetales, Saccharomycetaceae. The record is from RefSeq and is marked reviewed. The transcript has a single exon. Bases 1 to 462 code for a protein of 153 amino acids. Gene Ontology annotation, cellular component: cytoplasm. Gene Ontology annotation, molecular function: nucleic acid binding; zinc ion binding.